Molecule: messenger RNA, 318 nt
Organism: Cooperia oncophora
Lineage: Eukaryota; Metazoa; Nematoda; Chromadorea; Rhabditida; Trichostrongylidae
Source: the annotation of a GenBank genome assembly
AUGCAAGCUGGCGCACUGCAAGAACUCUUGAGAGAGUGUGAACAAGAAGAAGAAUUACGGAGAAACAGUGUUGGCGAUGACUACGAAGAAGCGUACAGCGAUGAGUGUGAAUAUGAGGAGGCUAUCACUGAAUCACCCAUCGCGGAUGCGAUGCACAGCAAAUCAUACAUCUCUACAGUUUCCGGAAUAUUGCUGCGCCGUCACAUCAGCUCGUCUGCGUUGAAACAACAUCGUAGAAUACAUCAGUCAACAUGUGUGAUUGACAAAGGAUCUGUAGCAAAUACAGUUGGUCGAUCAACAGAACGGGUGUACAUAGGG